Molecule: messenger RNA, 5873 nt
Organism: Ailuropoda melanoleuca (giant panda)
Lineage: Eukaryota; Metazoa; Chordata; Mammalia; Carnivora; Ursidae
Gene: PSEN1
Product: presenilin 1
Exons: 12
Coding region: 316-1722 (468 amino acids)
Biological process (GO): protein processing; membrane protein ectodomain proteolysis; calcium ion homeostasis
Cellular component (GO): gamma-secretase complex; membrane
Molecular function (GO): aspartic endopeptidase activity, intramembrane cleaving
Source: RefSeq, a predicted model, not a curated record
AGCCGGAAAUAACGACAUCAGCGAAGCUUUUUGGGCGGGGCCUGGAUCGGGCAGCUCCAGAGGCCGCGAUUUCACAUCGGAAACAAAACAGCGGCUGCUGGGGAAGGAGCUUCCCCUGCGAGCGGCCGGUGACGGCGGCAAGGGAAGAGUAGACCUGAUCCAGAAUCCCGCAAGUGACAGCAGCCUGCAAGGUCCUUAGAAAUAAAGCUUGGCCUGCGGAAGAACACAUGAAAGAAAGAUUGUUUUCUUUUUCCCUUUUCAGAACCCCAAGAGGCUUUGUUUUCUGUGAAAAAGUAUUUCUAUACGGUUGCUCCAAUGACAGAGUUACCUGCCCCUUUGUCCUACUUCCAGAAUGCACAGAUGUCCGAGGACAACCACCUGAGCAAUACUGUACGUAGCCAGAAUGAUAAUAGAGAACGGCAUGAGCAUAGCAGCGAAAGGCGGAGACGUGGCAACCCUGAGCCAUUAUCUAAUGGACGACCCCAGGGUAACUCACGGCAGGUGGUGGAACAAGAUGAAGAAGAAGAUGAAGAGCUGACAUUGAAAUAUGGCGCCAAACAUGUGAUCAUGCUCUUUGUCCCUGUGACUCUCUGUAUGGUGGUGGUCGUGGCUACCAUUAAAUCAGUCAGCUUCUAUACCCGGAAGGAUGGACAGCUAAUCUAUACCCCAUUCACGGAAGACACGGAGACCGUAGGGCAGAGAGCCCUGCACUCUAUUCUGAAUGCUGCUAUCAUGAUCAGCGUCAUUGUUGUCAUGACUAUUCUCCUGGUGGUUCUGUAUAAAUACAGGUGCUACAAGGUCAUUCAUGCCUGGCUUAUUAUUUCAUCUCUGUUGUUGCUGUUCUUUUUCUCAUUCAUUUACUUGGGGGAAGUGUUUAAAACCUACAAUGUUGCCAUGGACUACAUUACUGUUGCACUCCUGAUCUGGAAUUUUGGUGUGGUGGGAAUGAUUGCCAUUCACUGGAAAGGACCUCUGCGACUCCAGCAGGCAUAUCUCAUUAUGAUCAGUGCCCUCAUGGCCCUGGUAUUUAUCAAGUACCUUCCAGAAUGGACAGCGUGGCUCAUCUUGGCUGUGAUUUCAGUAUAUGAUUUAGUGGCUGUUUUGUGUCCAAAAGGCCCACUUCGUAUGCUGGUUGAAACAGCUCAGGAGAGAAAUGAAACUCUCUUUCCAGCUCUUAUUUACUCCUCAACAAUGGUGUGGUUGGUGAAUAUGGCAGAAGGAGAUCCAGAAGCCCAAAGGAAGGUAUCCAAAAACUCCAAUUAUAAUGCACAAAGCACCGAAAGCGAGACCCAAGACCCUGUGACAGAGAGUGAUGAUGGUGGUUUCAGUGAAGAGUGGGAAGCCCAGAGGGACAGUCGCCUAGGACCUCAUCAUUCUACGACUGAGACACGAGCUGCUGUGCAGGAACUUUCCAGCAACAUCCUCUCCAGUGAGGACCCAGAAGAAAGGGGAGUAAAACUUGGAUUAGGAGAUUUCAUUUUCUACAGUGUUCUGGUUGGUAAAGCUUCUGCAACAGCCAGCGGGGACUGGAACACAACCAUAGCCUGUUUUGUAGCCAUAUUAAUUGGUUUGUGCCUUACAUUAUUACUCCUCGCCAUUUUCAAGAAAGCAUUGCCAGCUCUUCCGAUCUCUAUCACUUUUGGGCUUGUUUUCUACUUUGCCACAGAUUAUCUUGUACAGCCCUUUAUGGACCAGUUAGCAUUCCAUCAAUUUUAUAUUUAGCAUAUUUGCAAUUAGAAUCCCAUGGAUUUUUCUCCUUUGACUAUAAUAAAAUCUGGGGAGGACAAAGAUGAUUUUCCUGUGUCCACAUCUAACAAAGGCAAGAUUCUCAGCUGGACUUUUUGCAUCUUCCUUCCAAGUCUUCCUGACCACCUGUACCAUUGGGCACUGGAAGGAGGUGUCUACAGAAAAUGGUUUGAACAUACGUCAUUGUGAUGGACUGAGUCCCUCGGUGCAAAAACUACCAGAUUUGAGGGACAAGGUUGAGGAAAAGGGACGGACCACGAAGUUGCUGUGCUCCCGCCAGCAGUGUAACCCUUGGUCACAGGUGGAUUUUACCAACACUGCAGACUCUCAGGACUACCAUCACCAAGAAAUUAAAUGGCGUGGUUUAAACCAAACAGGACUCUUCAUCCUGACUCCAUGUUGAAGAUCAACCUAAUAAACCUGUCUUGAAUUCGGAGCCUUUUCAGGAGGUGCUGUGAGGAGAGCGGGCACCAGCAGCAAAAUGAAAAGGUUUUUGACAAGGGGCUCCAACUUUCACUUUCAGACCUUUUUGCUGCAGACUUAUCCUUUUUAAAUAAGCCUUUUUUUUUUUUUUUUUCCACUUUGAGUCAAGUCAGGUGUGUAGGUUGAUUUUGAAAAGUCUCGUUUUCAAGCACUGAAACUCAGUACCAUCAACGGUUGCCAUUUCUUCCCACGGCCAGUCUGAACUGAUUCGAGGUUGCUUUAUCCUAAAAGUCUUAACCUCAGGUUCCAAAUUCAGUAAUUUCUGGAAAGAAUGGAACUAUAUCCAAACGGUUUCCUAUCAGCCUUAGGUGCAUUCUGGAUUUUCCACCAAAUUCUUUAUUUUUAGACAUACUUGUAGGUUCACGUGGCCCUGGAUGCUUCCAUUCUUCCCAUCUCUCCCUGACUCCCCCGUAAGCAUUCUCUUAUACAGCAAGUGAGACAGCUCUGUUGUGGUAGCAGAUGAUCCAGUUACUCUCGGGUUUUACUCUUUGCGUGGUGCAAAGAAUGUGUUCUGAAUCAGUGCUGUCAGCCUCGCUGUCAUAAUUUCUUCAGUAGCAAAUACAAUGUGUCCCUUGAGACAGUGGAAUUAAAGAAGAGUAAAAUGGCUGGUGAAGCACUUUCGUCCUGGUUUUUCUUUUCUUUCUUUUUUUUUUUUUUUUUACCGCAACCCAUUGUCUCUGACUGUGGGUUGGAAUUUGGACCAACAGCCAAAAGCUGGUGGUUAUAAAGUUAGUUGUAUCAGUACAAAGUAAAAGUUUGGAGAAAGCCAUGAUUUUACUUAGCCAUGUGUGGGAGGACCUAGGGUCAGGAGGAGAACCAGCUGCCAAGAAGAGAAGGAAGGGGCCUCUAACAGCCAGUGGGACAGAAUGAGCUAACAUCCCGUGGGCAGAUGUUAGGAGAACCAAGUUCUUCCUCAAGAACCUCACAGUAGGUGUUAUGUGCUUUCCCUUCUGCCUUACCUUUCAUUUCAGUAUACCUUUGAACUGGACUGUCAGGCUAAGGCCCAGUGCAGCUCAGCUGGGGACAUGAACAAAGCUGUCGGCCUGUGGGCACAUGAUUCCUUCAAGCGAAGUUUGGCUGGGCACAACCCUCCUUCUCCCACUGACAGCCCUUGCCAUGGUGAUCAGACUAUAAGCAUUUGGAGAAACUUAGUCUCCCCUUGUGGCUGAACAGAAGGGCCAGCUUUUCUUCUUGUUCCUGCUUUUUCUCCAGCCUAUCAUGUGAUCUGGUUUGCAAUUCUCCUUGGAGUUUAGAAUAUCUGUUCUGUCACAGAAUAUUGUAAACUAACUUUAGCAGUAGUGUGUUGGUCAUAACCGGGGUGUAAGUAAAAACUGGCUCAUAGUGGGCAGUUGAGAGCUGCGGGGAAAAACAAAAAAGGAGUGCUAUGCACAAGAGUGGGGCUUAAGGUAGUAGGUUCUUUCAUCUCUAUCUUUGUUUAGCCUUUUCUUUCCAAGAUUCUUUUUCCCCAGAUACGUAGCAGUGUGGGUAUUAUCUUCUAGAAAGACACGUGAAUCAAGCACUACAACAAAGCCACAUGAACGUGUUUGUGGUUCGAGGCAGUCUUGAGGGAGCCCUGAUCUAGAGUAGUCUACUUGUGCAAAGGCCCCAGAAGUACUGUAUGUUUCAUGAAAGGUUCAUCCCAGAAGAGACUAUGUGGUGUGAGUCCAUCCUUUGUAUCACUGUCCUACGUAGAAAGAUUGCAAUAAAACUCACUUUCUACACGACAGAACCACAUCUCAGCAUAGAACUCUUCUUUCCUAAAACCCCAAUCUCAGGUGCAGACCUUUGCCUUGGAACUUUCUUCUUAGGGUAAAUCCAGUUGUUUCUGAAAUAUCAAAAUGCUAGUCUUCCACCAUGAGAAACAGAUUGUCACCAGGGAACACAGUCCACUGCGGACGUGCCCUCACACAGGGCAGGGGUGGCUAUGGGGCCGGGUCAGACCACCUGCUUAAUGAAGAGGAGGAAGGAGAGGGGCCACUGAUGUCUGGGCCUGACUGGCUCACAGAAGACAAGAGUGUUUAUGUACAGAAGGUUGCUACAAACUAGCCUGUGGGCAUACCAACCAUAUUUGGAAGCUCUGUGGACCUUUUUUUCAAAGAGGAAGAGCUUGCUUUUCCUGUUUUUGAUUCUAAGUCAGCAUCUGGUCCUAGGAAUACAGCUCUCACUGUAAAUGAUUAAAUUUCUUGAUGAGAACAAAGCUUUGUAAGCAACUUGGAAGAAAAUCAUAGGUGAACGAUUUAUUGAUUUCACUGAAGAAGCAAAAACUAGAGAGAUAGUCUUCACUUUUAAACUCCUGGAUCCCCAGUUUUUAAAGUCCCUUGAUUUUUAAAAGCCCUCCUUCCAUAACCGAUGUCUAUGCAGUAAGUGUAGUGCUUGUCCUUUACUUGGCUUCAAAAAACUUUGUAUAGUAGUCUUGGUCAGAAUUUGUAGAAUGUGAGAUAAAAGUUAAGCUCCCACAUAAGAUCUUCCAGGGUCAGCAUCUCAAGGAAGUCUCUGGUCCUGACCCCCAGGGCUUGGGCUUGCAUAUUUGCCUUUUCAUGAUCUAGCCCUGGAAGGAAAAGAGCCCAGAAACCACUAUGGAGGGAUUUAUCCAGGGUCUUCCAUGUUCCUGGCAUGGUGCUGGAGUCUAAAGAUGCGAAGAUGGAUAAGACACACCCUCAGAAUGCAGCUGUAGUUUCCUGUUUGCUGAGAGAUGCCAUCUUUGACUUCUCUAAAAUAUCGGUACUUGUCAGUAACCCCUUUUCAGGUUACCCUUUGAUGUUAUAAAGGUGACUUGAUUGUUCCAGGAACCACUCCUUUCAGUCAAGUACUCCUUUUUCUCUGCUUGCUUGUGGAUGGUGUAUAACAUUCUCACCUGCCGUUCUAGAACCUCACCUCUGGGGUAUCCACAGAGCUGGGGGGGGGGGCGGGAAUUGAAAACUGGACAUUUGGUCUUGCCCUGGGAUGAAACCAUAUCAUCAUCAUGAGUUUGAUCCCCAAAGGGAUCAUCUUGCUUCUCUUUAAAUCCCCCAAACACAGGAGUUUAAAAACAGUGGUUUUGGCUCUUGACGGCCCUCGGUGAAGUUGCCGAGCAGAGUGUUCCUAACAAGGCUGUCAUCACGCUCACCCCCUGAAUCAUCUGGAUGCCACCCUCUGAACAGUCCUCUCCUCUGGUAGGAAAAACCUCAGAUGCACAUAUUAAAAAUCAGCCAAGUGCUGAAAUGAACCCUUUUCUCUGACUGUUUUCCAGGGCCUUGGACAGCUGCAACAUUGCCCUGAGGAAGUAGCGGGGUCCGCCCUGCCCUGGAGCCGGGGUUAGCACCUCAGCCCGGGUGUGUAGCAGGAAAGAUUUCCCAGGAAGCAAUUUUCCUUUGAAAAUAAAUAAUUGUUGUAAAAGGGCAGCUUCAAAAUUAACUGUAGAGAGUAGCGAGUACAGCACCGUCUGUUGACGGUGUGACAGGAGGGGCUGGAUGCAGGUUUCAGCAGGUCGUUUCCAUGUUCGUCAUCUGGCUUUUGGUCCUACAGACCCUGCUUUGUACAUGAUUCAGACAGACUGUGAAUACCUCUUUUUUAAAUAUCUUUCAAAUUCUUGGUAAGAUAUAAUUUUGAUAGAUGAUUACAGAUUUUCCUGUAUUUGUCAAAUUAAUAAAGAUUGCAUGAUUCCA